ACCAACCUCCCCACAAUCUCUAGAGAGAGAGAAAGCAAAUGAACUUUCCACCAUUUCUAGAGAGAGAGAGCACAUGUAACCUCCCCACCUUCUCUGUUGAGCCAGAAAGGAAACCCCCACCUCUGAAAAUGCAGAGGGUGCCCUUCAAAGGCACAGUGGUCCUGACCAUUUGGGCCUUUUUCUCUCUAACACUUGUGACUCAUGCAGAGCCAGAACCCCCCCCCCCCAAAUUGCUCCCCUUCAGAUAGAGCUGCACUCCUCCACUUCAAAUCCCACAUUUUGGUGGACACAACAACUAUCCUUUCCUCUUGGGUUGGCACUGAUUGCUGUGGAGCUUGGGAAGGCAUAGAGUGUGACCCAAGAAGUGGAAGAGUUAUAGGCAUCCAGUUACUAAGCCACCAAAAUGGGGAUAGCUCUCAAUAUAUGAAGGGUACUCUCUCUCCUCAAUUGGGUUCUCUUCAAUUUCUUCAGGUUUUAGUCAUUAGUGGUCUCAAAGAAAUAAGGGGUACCAUUCCUCAAAGCUUGUCAAAUUUGAAAAAGCUUACCCAGCUUUACUUAGAGGACAACAAGCUAGAGGGCACCAUCCCAAGUUUAGGUAACCUGCCCUUCCUUAGGGCACUUUCUUUCUCUAACAAUAGGUUGGUGGGGCAGGUGCCCUUAUCUCUAGGGUACUCUCUCUCUCUUCAACAGAUAAACUUGGGGAAGAACUUUCUCACCGGUCCAAUCCCCCCCACCUUGAAAACCCUUCGUGGGCUGCAAUACCUUGACCUAAACAACAACCUUCUCUCAGGGUCCAUCCCUUCUUUUGUUGGGGAGUUCAAGAACCUGACCUAUGUGGACCUCUCUCAUAACCAGUUCAGUGGAACCAUACCAGUUACUCUCUCUAGCCUGACUAACCUGCUUGAUCUCAACCUUGAGCAUAAUCAGCUAAAAGGGGAGCUCCCUGUUUUUCUUGGCAAUCUAAGACUUCUCAGCUCUCUCUCUCUAGCCCACAACCUUCUCACCGGUCCUAUACCCCAAUCAAUUGCCAAAAUGCAAGGACUAUGGUACCUUAAUCUCUCCAGAAAUGGGUUCACUGACCCCCUACCGACUGACCUAGCAAAGGGACUCCCUUCCCUUCUCUCUGUGGAUUUGUCCUACAACAACCUCCGUUUAGGAUCCAUACCCAAUUGGGUCACAAUGAGGAAACUCACAAAUGUCCACUUAGCUGGUUGUGGAAUAAGGGGCACUUUGCCAAGAUUCACCAGCCCAAAUUCCCUAAAUACCCUCGACCUGUCAAGCAAUUUUCUCACAGGGGACACGGGCCUCUUCUUCAAGAACAUGACAGGCCUGCAGAGGGCAAAAUUGUCCAACAACAUGUUGAGCUCAGAUGUGUCCUCCAUUGCCCUGCCAAAUGACCUCUCUGCCCUUGACCUCAGCUCGAAUAGGAUGUAUGGAUCGAUCACACUGUUCUUGGAGAGCCACUAUGGGAGCUCCUUGGAGAUGCUCACUCUAUCCAACAAUCAAAUCACAGGUGCACUUCCCAAAUUCGGUUCCGGCUCCGGCGGCUCCCGCUCCCGCCUAAAGUGGCUCGACCUCUCUCGGAACCGGAUUGUCGGAGGAUUACCAGAUUCGAUCUCGGAACUCAUGGGUUUGGUGAGGCUUGACGUCUCAAGAAAUGUGCUCAAGGGCUCAAUCCCUCCAAGUUUGGGGCAAUUAGAGAGGCUAAUGUGGCUUGAUUUGUCCUAUAAUGGGUUUAGUGGAGGGAUACCACAAAGCUUAUUAGGACUAAAAUCCCUUCGCCACGUCAGCUUUAGAGUAAAUGACCUAUGUGGAGCUAUACCACAAGGAAAGCCCUUCAAUAUAUUCCCACCAGUUGCAUAUGCUCACAAUAAGUGCCUCUGUGGAAGGCCUCUGCUCCCUUGUUGAUGCUGACUCAGCAUCCCGUGGAGUUGUGGGGUCCAUGCGGGGGGUAUUAAAUUUAAGAUUAGAUUUUUUUUUUUUUUAAUUAGUGAAUGAUUCGUUCAUCUUUUUCCCUCCUCUCACCUUAAUGACCCAUUUGAAUUGAGGCCUUUUUACUGUAGUGAUGUGAUUCUUCUUUGUCAUGUGCCUCAAAAAGUUAGAAAGUCACUUAUUAUUGUUUCUUGUGGGCAACACAUUAUACAUGGUAAUUCUUUGUAUUUCACUUGCAAUUUCACGCUCUCUCUCUCAUUUAUAAUGCCAACAGUGUAUUCCCUAUA
Amborella trichopoda is the source of this 2219-nucleotide messenger RNA. RefSeq names its product Leucine-rich repeat (LRR) family protein. NCBI's taxonomy places the organism in Eukaryota, Viridiplantae, Streptophyta, Magnoliopsida, Amborellales, Amborellaceae. Gene Ontology annotation, molecular function: protein binding. The record is from RefSeq and is a predicted model, not a curated record.